AUGCAUCGUACUCUGAACGUUCUUUUUGCCGUAUUCGGUGUUGCAUCUGCAUCAAUCCAGGCUUUUGAGAACACCGUUGGCCAUCUCGACAAACGCUCCGCCCGUAAGUCCGUUCUUGAAACAGAUCAUCUGACUACAGAGCACACGGUACUAACACGCUCUGAAGGUGGCUAUGCUCCAACGCUCGAGAUACAAAACCCAGUCCUCACUUCAAAAUGGUUUGAGGACAGCGACUUUGUACAAGUCCUGGAAUUGGGUAUAUACAACUCUCAUUCCACCAAUUACCUAACCUUGGCGGACACUCUCAAUGUCACUCUCACUUCGGAUAGCUUGGAGCUUGUACAAGCUGCUACGCUCACCCGCUUGGCCCCAAGCCAAGCUGCUAUUGUUCAGAUUGGUGUCAAGAAUAAACCAGGAGUUACUCGCGGUUCUCAAUGCUCAGGCUCUGUUGUAGCUACAUACGGGCAGGCUUACGGUGCAAAAAGCACCACGAAGGCGUUUACGGGAACCUGCGGCAUCCCAGACUAUCAAGCCAAUGAAAACAGUAUUGACUUUCACUGGUCUCCAGAAUGGUACAACAAUGCCAAGUUUGGAAUAUUUAUUCACUGGGGAAUUUACUCUGUUCCUGCAUAUGGUUCUGUCCAGCCAAACGAAGACUACGCGGAAUGGUAUGGGUGUCGUAUGCAUGAUCCUAACUACAGAACGAAGACAUACCAGUACCAUGAGGCGACCUACGGCAAGAACUUCAAUUAUGAUCAGUUCAUGUCCAACUUCUCGGAUGCUGGCUAUGAUCCAAAGGAGUGGGUCGAUCUCUUCGCGGCAGCUGGUGCUCGCUACAUGGUUCCUGUGACGAAACAUCACGAAGGCUUCGCGCUCUUCGACACGUCGGAUAAAAUUAGCAAGCGGUCGUCUAUGCAUUACGGUCCAAAGCGAGAUCUGACUGGUGCUCUUUUGGACGCUGCAGCCCAGUACCAACCACACAUUCGACGCGGCACUUAUUUCAGCAUGCCUGAAUGGUUCAACCCAGCUUACUAUCAGUAUAGAAACUCAGAUUCCACUUGGGGCGGCGGCUGCUUCGGCGCCAACGACACUAACCCAUACACUGGUGCAACUGUCGAGUACACCGGGUACGUCCCAGUCGAUGACUUUGUCAAAGACAUCCAGUUGCCUCAGAUGAAGGAACUAGCGUAUAACUACAAUACGGAGAUAAUGUGGUGCGAUAUCGGUGGUCCGAAUAAUUCAACUAUUUUUGUUUCCGAGUGGUUGAACUGGGCGCGUACACAAGGACGACAAAUCACUUUUAAUUCUCGCUGCGGCCUCAACGGAGACUUUAGUACACCUGAAUACCGGACAAAUGGCGAUACCGUAGUGGCCAAGUGGGAGACCAACCGCGGCAUGGAUCCCUUUUCCUUCGGUUACAACUAUCAGACGCCUGAUGAUCAAUACCUCAACGGCAAUGACAUUGUCCAGACUCUAGUUGACACGGUCAGCAAAAAUGGCAAUUUCUUGCUUGAUAUCGGUCCAACACACAAUGGCAGCAUCCCUCAGAUCAUGCAGAACGGUCUGAAAGACGCCGGCAGCUGGAUUAUCCCCCACGGCGAGGCUAUUUACGACACACGCUUCUGGAGCCCAACCCCUGGAACCGGAAAUCUUCGCUACACUACGACCAAGGACGCUUUCUACAUCUUUUGCCUCACUAAGCCGUCCUCGACGCUCACUAUCUCGGACCCUGUCCCCUGGUUGCCAGGAGAUACCAUCACUGCCCUCGGCGGAACGGCGAAUGGUACUGUCAUCCCAACGCAACGUACCUCGUCUGGAUUGGUCCUGCAAAUCCCUGAUGAAGCAAUCAAUGGCGAUAAGUAUGUAUGGUGCUUCAAGCUUUCUUAUACUAGUACUUGGUAG
Fusarium subglutinans is the source of this 1902-nucleotide messenger RNA. Its product is annotated as alpha-L-fucosidase. The record is from RefSeq and is a predicted model, not a curated record. The coding region runs from base 1 to 1902 and encodes 633 amino acids. The transcript is spliced from 3 exons. Gene Ontology annotation, molecular function: alpha-L-fucosidase activity. Lineage: Eukaryota; Fungi; Ascomycota; Sordariomycetes; Hypocreales; Nectriaceae. Gene Ontology annotation, biological process: glycoside catabolic process; fucose metabolic process. Gene Ontology annotation, cellular component: lysosome.